Didymella exigua CBS 183.55 is the source of this 876-nucleotide messenger RNA. RefSeq lists its product as uncharacterized. Lineage: Eukaryota; Fungi; Ascomycota; Dothideomycetes; Pleosporales; Didymellaceae. Gene Ontology annotation, molecular function: nickel cation binding. Bases 1 to 876 code for a protein of 291 amino acids. The transcript is spliced from 2 exons. The record is from RefSeq and is a predicted model, not a curated record.
AUGACUUCCCCACCUGCAAGCCAGCAGUCUCUCCAGGAUGAAAUAGCUGACCUCGAGGGGCGUCUUCGUGAUGCCAAGGCGCAAUUGAACCAACAGCAGGCCGUGUCGACACCGUCUACGACUGACAAGGACGCAGUGGCCUUGCAUGCUCUGCUUCUGCUGUCCGACUCAGCACUACCACUGGGCUCUUUCGCCUUCAGCAGCGGUCUCGAGUCGUACCUGGCCCACCACAAACUCUCCCCACCGUCCGCAUCCCAGCUGCCCCUCUUUAACGCCUUCCUCCGCCUCUCCCUCGCAACACUCACAAGCACCGCGCUCCCCUACGUCCUCGCUGGCUACCGCGACCCCUCAGACAUCGAGACCCUCGACAACGACUUUGACGCAAGCACACCCUGUACCGUCGCGCGGCGCGCCAGCAUAGCCCAAGGACGCGCAUUACUCGCUGUGUGGGACCGCAGCUUCAAAACGCAGUACAAAAGCGCUUCGCUCGCUGACGGUGGCGAUCACCGGCGAGCUGCAAUCGAAGCGCUGACGUGCUUCUCGUCCACGCUGCGCACCUCGCCGCACGCCAACGCGCACUACGCACCCUUGUGGGGCCUAAUAUCCCUGAUCCUAGCCGUGCCUUUGCACGAAGCCGCAUACCUGUUCCUGUUCAGCCACGCACGGACGGUCAUGAGUGCUGCGGUGCGCGCGAGUGUCAUGGGCCCGUAUCAGGCGCAGAGCCUGCUUGCAAGUAUGGAGCUGCAGGACAGGAUCCGCGGGCUGGUGGAUGAGGGGUGGGGAAGGAGAACUGAGGACGCGGGGCAGAGUGUGCCUGUUAUGGAUCUCUGGGUGGGGAGGCAUGAGAAGCUUUAUAGUAGGAUUUUCAACUCUUGA